GAAAAUACUUUCGAACUUUACACAUUCCAAGACGAUGACAAGCGAAAACAAUAAUAAACCAAGCACUGACAAGAGAAAAAAAUAAAAUAAAAUAAAACAAAACAAUAAUGAGAGAAAAAAAUAAAAUAAAAGAAAAAAGAAAAAAUCCAAAGUUCUCAGACCGUGAGAUCCCCAAAAUCCAAAAGCCAGACGCAGAGAGAGCACCGGAAAUUCCACCUGGAUUGGACUAACAAUGCCAGUAUUCAAAACCCCGUUCAACGGCUACUCCGUUAAGUUCAGCCCCUUCUACGAGUCUCGGCUCGCCGUCGCCACCUCCCAAAACUUCGGCAUCCUCGGCAACGGCCGCCUCCACGUUAUCGACUUCUCCCCGGCCCCGCUGGGCCCCGCCGCACCCCACCAGCCAAUCACCGAGCUCAUCGCCUACGACACCGCCGACGGCGUAUACGACGUCGCAUGGUCCGAGUCCCACGACUCCCUUCUAGUCGCCGCCAUCGCCGACGGCUCCGUCAAGCUCUACGACGUCGCUCUGCCCCCCGCCUCCAACCCCCUCCGCUCCCUCCAUGAGCACACGCGCGAGGUCAGCUCCGCCGACUACAACCCCACGCGCCGCGACUCCUUCCUCACCUCCUCCUGGGACGACACCAUCAAGCUGUGGACCGUUGACCGGCCCGCCUCCGUCCGGACCUUCAAGGAGCACGCCUACUGCGUCUACUCCGCCGUCUGGAACCCUCGCCACGCCGACGUCUUCGCCUCCGCCUCCGGCGACUGCACCCUACGCGUCUGGGACGUGCGUGAGCCUGGCUCCACCAUGAUCAUCCCCGCUCACGAGCUCGAGAUCCUCGCGUGCGAUUGGAACAAGUACGACGACUGCUGCAUCGCCACGGCCUCCGUCGACAAGUCGAUCAAAGUUUGGGACGUGAGGAGCAUUAGGGUUCCGAUCUCGGUGCUCAACGGCCACAGCUACGCGGUGAGGAAAAUCAAGUUCUCGCCGCACAGGCAGAGCUUGAUGAUGUCGUGCUCAUACGACAUGUCGGUUUGCUUGUGGGAUUAUAUGGUGGAGGACGCGCUGGUAGCUCGGUACGACCAUCACACCGAAUUCGCGGUUGGUGUGGAUAUGAGUGUUCUUGUGGAGGGGCUUCUGGCAAGUACUGGCUGGGAUGAGCUUGCGUACGUUUGGCAGCACGGGACCGACCCCAGAGCGCCUUAAAAGGGUAGUUUCUGAUUUUCUUGUGAUAGUUUUUGAAUUGUGAAUUUUGUGAUUGCUCCAAUGCUGCUGUUACUAAAUCAUAAUCCCUUUGAUCUUGUAUAGAAGAUUUAAUAAACAAGAAGCUUUCUGUUUUUGUUCUUUGGCUUCUUUGAUGGGAAUGAGAUUGCCUGUUUGUAUUCUCUGUCUUUCUAUGUUUGCUUGAUAAAAUUCAGAGCCUCAAUUAGUUAACAUCACUGCUUCUUUUCAUUAUGGUUCUUGCUAUUCUGGGAUGAUAAUUAUUUGUGCUUAGUGUUACAUGAGACAAUCACUUGAUUUCUUCAGCAAGAUGGAAAUGAUAGAGACAUUGCAAUUGGUACUCACGGUGGAUUGCAGGAGAAAGCCAUGGGUGGCAUUUGUAUGGAUUAUGGUUUGCCAUCUGAUCAUGCCAGUUCCUAGUUUUUCUAACUGCCUAUUAUUGAUGCUCGACUUACAUGCUCUCUUAUGAUUUGGUAUUUCCGAUUUGGUUUCAACGUACACGGUUAACGCUAUCUGCUUAGACUAUGUUUGUUGCUUGAAGGUGAAGCUGUUGGUUAUUCACUAGAAAUGUUAAGGUAUGCGAAGGUUUUGAAAGUCUUUAAUGGCCUUAUCAGUAGAAAUGGACUCGUAAGUGUGCUUGUGUGUGUGCAAGAGAAGCAGGGUAUAAGUUCCUAGAUUUUUAGUGUAUGUACUUAUUGUAGGACCAAAAUAUGGUUAAGCUCUUUGGAUUUAUAACAUUUAGUGCGUUCUUGGAUGCAUAUAGGAUUCUGCAGAGUAAAAGUGCUUACCCUGCUAUUGAAAAGUGCUAUUGCGCAACAUUUCAGCAUGUCUCGUAGAAAUUUUGAUGUAGGAUGAAAAGGUAGGAAAGAAAAUGACACUAGGAAGCUUGAAACAGUGACUUGAUCUCAGCACCCCAACCGAUUAAUUGGAUUUAUGGUUUUAUUUCCGUGGUUUCUUUGUCAAGUAAAGCAUUAACUACAUGUUCUUCACCUAUUCAAUUCUACUUUUGUCCUGCAUUACAGUUUAGGCAAUCAGUUGGAUUUGUUCCUAGCAUGGGAUGGGAGUGCACUAUACGGUCACUGUGAAACCUUCCCAGCAAACUGGGUAGUCAAUAAACUUAUUAGCCGGAGUCCGGAAAGCUGGUAGAGCAAAAAAUGUGCGUUUGAUCUCGACACCAGAAAGAAGCCAAGUUUCCAUUUUCUGUUUGCACAACAAUGCCAAAUUAGUCUUCAGCUGGAUGACAACGAAUGUAUACAGCUGGAAGAGUGGACUACGUAUCUUUAACAAAAUUGUCACGCAGGCUCUUUGCUGACAUGUCAAGAUAUGGUCCACAUGGACACAUCGUGCCAUCAUUGCUGAUAUGUCAAGAUAUGGUGGUCCACUUAGACACAAGCGUUAAAAAGAAGGGAACCUGUCCUUCACAUAAAGAUGAAAGUUUUUAGUCCGAGAAUCGGGAAGGAAUAAGCCUUCGCAAAAGACAAGCGAAUAAUAGAAACAAGAAAUGAGCACAUGAAAAGCACAUGAUAAAGCAGAGUCCAAUCCCAAUGGCAACUUGGCAAGGGCUAACUCAGACGCCAAGCACACAAUUCAUCAAAAUCUCCAAGUCCCAAGACAUCCUUAAGCCUGCCAUGAGAAGCCAAACUUUCUUUGUUUUUGAUGAAGUAACUAA
This is a messenger RNA of Prunus avium (sweet cherry), 2891 nucleotides long. The record is from RefSeq and is a predicted model, not a curated record. Lineage: Eukaryota; Viridiplantae; Streptophyta; Magnoliopsida; Rosales; Rosaceae.